GGGGGAGAGUCUGCCGGGCACGAAUUCCUCAGCGCUCCUCAUAUUUCCUGAAAUCUCUUCUCCUCGCGACCAGACGCAGCGUCUUCAUCUUCUUGCUCUCCACCGCAGCCACGGUCUCCUCAAAAUGAUGUUUCGAAGUAUCCCCGUACUUGUUCUUCUGGCCAUCGCCUUUUGUCAUGCCGAGGAGGUGAAGAGCAAGUCGAAGGUUUGCGCCAACGUGUUCUGCGGGGCGGGAAGGGAGUGCGCCGUGACCGAGAAGGGGGAGCCCACCUGCCUGUGCAUCGAGCAAUGUAAGCCACACAAGCGCUCGGUGUGCGGCAGCAAUGGGAAGACGUACCGUAACCACUGCGAGCUGCACCGCGACGCCUGCCUCACCGGCCUCAAGAUCCAGGUGGCGCACGACGGCCACUGCGAGGAGAAGAAAGCCGAGAAAGCGGUUGCCAGCCCAAUUGUGUGUUACCUGGGCGACCGCAACGAGCUGCGCAGUCGGGUGAUCGAGUGGCUGCAGGCUGAGGUCGUGCCCGACGGCUGGUUUUCCAAGGGCUCCAACUUCUCCGACAUCCUGCUGAAGUACUUCAAGAACUACGAUAACGGAGACUCUCAGCUGGACUCUGCCGAGUUCCUCAAGUUCAUCCAGCACAACGAGACGGCCGUCAACAUCAGCUCCUUCACCGACGAGGAGAGCAACCGCCUGCUCAGGAGCCUGUGUGUGGACGCCCUCAUCGAGCUCUCCGAUGAGAACGCCGACUGGAAGCUGAGCUUCGACGAGUUCCUCAACUGCCUGAAGCCCGGCUUCAGUCCCCCAGAGAAGAAGUGUGCGCUGGAGGACGAGACGUACGAGGAUGGGGCGGAGACUCAGGUGGAGUGCAACCGCUGCGUCUGCGCCUGCGGCAACUGGGUGUGCACCGCCAUGACCUGCGAAGGUAAGGACAGGCCGGUAUUGGAGGAGACAGAGGGAGCUGAUCAGGAGAUGACUGAGGAGGAGUGGACCCGGCGUGUGGCCGAGCUCAACAAACACCAGGAGACGGUGGAGAAGAUGAAGUCGAGCACUAAGGAGGUCUAGAGGAAGGCGUGAGAAGGAGGCUGAGGGAGGGUUUGUCCCAGAGAGAGCGAAGGAGAGAGAGCCCUUCCGGCCAGCCCUGCAUCACUCGCUUUCAGGCUGAAGCUUGAAACUUUGUACUGUUGCCAAUAGGAACGUAUCAUUAUUACUUGUUUUAUUUGCCAUGAUUGUUAAUUGUGAUUUUUAUUUUUAUUUUUUAUGUGUAAUAUGAUAUUUUUGUUGCUGUUUGUUAGAAGCGGAUGGGUGGAGUUGGUCAUUCAUGUUUGAUGUUACCAUAUAAAGUGCUGUAACCUGUUAGAGUGUAUCACUGCAAGCCUUGGCAAGCAAGUCCCCACACUCUGGUUGGGGUGUUUUAUUAUUAUUGUUAUUAAUUUUUUAUUUUAUUUUUUACAUAUUUUGUGUUUGUCCUGUUGAAAAAAAAGAAAAAGUGUGUAACCACAACAAAGGCAAUUGUAAGCGAAAGGUAUUAAUGAAAAGGAAACAGAGAGAGAGAGAAAGGUAAUGGUGAAGCAGAAGAGCCUGCUUGUUUUGUUUUGUUUGCGUAUUUGUUUGUUUAGGUCUGUGUGGCUUAGCAUGAGCGAGCUUGAAUUGGUCAGUCGCAUUUUUGGGCCACGCGCAGAGAGUUCCUUCCGCGCGGCGCCGCGCGCUCGCUCUCACAGCAGAGAGGACCGCAGCCCUGCAGCGGAAUGCCCGGGCCGGGCUGUCUUCUCUUCCCAGGCCAGCUCCUGUGCAUUUACGGCCCUCAAUCGCAGUCACCUGUCCGCGAUACCACACCAAGGCAGUAUCAAAAGCCCAGUGUAAUCACUCCGUUGUAAAUGGCGCUUUUGCAAGAUUAUAAGUCACUUAAGAAUGAAAUUUAAAUAUUGGGCUUCGUUGGGGCUUUGAUGUUGAACCCAUAAAGGAUUGACUGUCUGAUAAUGUAGGGACUGGGAUCUGUAUGCGUAUGAAGUAAUACCCAUAAUAGCCCUAUAGUUUCGUCUGGUCCUGAGAUUAGAUCACAACUUUGACCCGAAGGCUCGUGAUAAAUUGAUAAAUGUAAUCUGAUAAUAUAGAUGUUUCCUAUCUGGCCCGGGAGCUCCGAGACGCGAAAGUUAGGACUGUUAGAAGUUCAGGUUGAAAUUUACAAUGGCUGUUUAAAAAAUAAAAUUAAGAAGUCCUCAAAAAAAUACGCUUAGGCACUUCCGUUAUCCCCUGCUCUGCGCGAGCUGUGACGCCCAUGCUAAGUCCGCACACACAGCUUUUCUCGUAUCGUAAACAGCAGUCGCGUGACGUUUUUAAAGGUGCUAUGUUUCUAGGCUUCAGUAAAGUUCUUCUCUACUGUUUUUUUUCCAGCUUGGUAGGAAACGUAACGGCUCUCAUAAAAUGAGCAACAAAGGUGCUGUACAAAAAUGGCACAUUAGUUAAGAAUGCGACUACAAAUAGGCUACAGCUAGAUUAAUUUAACUAGGCGUAGGCCUACCACUCAAGGAGGGUAUUGGUUACUCCCAUCUGUCUUGUGCAAUUUUACAUCAUAAAAUGUACUGAAUAUUAGUUUCAAAGUACGAUAUACUCAUUCAAAUGUGAUAAAAGAUUUUGGACGCAUUUGUGUAAUAGUCUGCGUAUAUUCGAUAUGAGACGAUUGUAUUCGUUUUUUGCUUCACGAUUGUGUUCGGUCAGGUAGCCUGGUAUUGUCGGGUGCAGGGUGAUAAAAUCAUCACAGCGUCACCUGACGUUUGGAGAGCGUGCGCGGCUUUUGCAAAUCUCCUGCGCUGCGGUCAGUAUGUCAGUAUUUGAUGUUUUAGCGCAAGUUGACUCCUGAACGGGUCUGGUUUAAAAUUAAGUCAACGCUUGGAUUAAAAUGGGAGAGACGAACACGACAGCUGGUCAACUCAGAGGGUGGAAUUACUGAAGCCAAAGCCUGCUGUAAGAUUUUGAAUAAAAUGUACAGUACAAUAACUCCGGGUGGCCAUUGCUCUGGACCCAGCAACUACUCUAUACCUUUUAGCUUUCAAAGUGAAAUCUAAUAAAAUAAUUAGAAUAAAUGUCAACUGUGUAGUUUAGGUGCUUUUUAUGUUUUAUUCUCGAAGACCCCACCAAUGACAGGUAUAUCAUGUGUGGUUAUCAGUGCCUUAAAAUCUAAAAUAAAAAUAAAAUAAAAAAACAACAACAACACGUCACCUGCAGAAGCGCGGUUCUCAUGCACCUGCAGUGAAUUUGAACACAACUGAAAACAGCACAAAUAUGUUUGGCAGUAUUACCUUAAACUAGCUCAUUUGUCUUUCUUUUCCCCCCAAUAUAUGUGUUUGUAUGUGUGUGUGUCCUUCACUGUUCACGGAGAAAACCAUUUUGUAUUCUUGUAAAAGGUUAUUACUUCUUGUUUACUCGCUCAUUUAUUACAACUAAAUGUCAUACACGACUUUGGGGUAUACAUGCCAAUAAACAAAAUUGCUAAAUAAAUACAUUUACAACUA
Molecule: messenger RNA, 3510 nt
Organism: Anguilla rostrata (American eel)
Lineage: Eukaryota; Metazoa; Chordata; Actinopteri; Anguilliformes; Anguillidae
Gene: fstl1b
Product: follistatin-like 1b
Exons: 11
Coding region: 125-1063 (312 amino acids)
Biological process (GO): regulation of BMP signaling pathway; multicellular organism development; cell differentiation
Molecular function (GO): calcium ion binding; protein binding
Source: RefSeq, a predicted model, not a curated record